Molecule: messenger RNA, 2010 nt
Organism: Exophiala bonariae
Lineage: Eukaryota; Fungi; Ascomycota; Eurotiomycetes; Chaetothyriales; Herpotrichiellaceae
Exons: 1
Coding region: 1-2010 (669 amino acids)
Source: RefSeq, a predicted model, not a curated record
AUGGCUGCCAGGAGCCGAACAACCCCUGACCACCGGCUUCAUGGGAAGAAACACGACUCUGAUGCAGCAGCCUCCAUCUCCACUUCCAGUUCGAGUUCGAUCUCCCUCUUCCGACCCUUGAAAUUGCUCCGCCGCAGACGCGUGGUCCUUGCCCUAGUGACAUUAUGGCUCCUCUAUUUGUUCUUCAAGAACAUGCCGACCGAUGUUCCAACUGUUGGCCAGCGUUACGACCCUCGAUUUGGCCGACUGACCCCUGGUCCUGCUGGCCCUGAUCAAGUGCCGCUCAAAAAUAAUCGCCAGUCUGCAAAGCUUUGGAAUGAUGAGCAAGGCUAUGAAGGUCCCAUCAGAUUUCUUGAAUUGGGAAGCACUUUACGGCGUGCGCUCCACAAACCAUCCUUGCAGGGCAAUGUGCUCUUUGCGGUCUCCAAGCUUGAUAAUGUUCCUCGAGUCCUUCCACUUGCUUGCUCCAUGGCCCGCAAUAACCGUACUCGUGUCCAUUUCGCAUUUAUGGGUCGUCAGUCGGGGAAAUGGGACGAAAUUCUGGCCUUGAACGGGCUUGAGGAGGCUGAUUGUGCCCUAUACCUUCACGAUGCGCGGCCAGAUUAUGCUGCUGAAUCUUCGAUUAACAGACUAGACAUCAGUGCUCGGGCGAGUCUGGGUCAUAUGCAUUCAGCUCUCCAGCUCAGUACGGUCUUCGUAGGAGACUCAGACUCUGAAGGAGAGUUCCUGGUAGACGCCUUGAGAGAAAAGGCAUCUUCUAUAGGACUUUCGACAAUCGUCAUCCCCACUGGUGGUUUGGCAGGUAUGUCGUGGAUUUCAUCAUUAAACGCUCGGUCAUUGAGUUACUCGAGCGACAUGAGCGUUGAGAUCAUCAUCCACGCUCAGAGCGAAGCCUCUGCAAAUCUCGUGCGUCUGAUGCGUUCCGUCAAAGAAGCAGAUUAUUCUGGUUGGGCUCUUCCCCGGGUGACUAUAGAACUUCCCGCACGCGUCGAUCCUUUUCUCACACAGUUUCUUUCAAAUUUUCAAUGGCCCCCAGGCGACUACGCAAGUGAAAGUAAAUUGGUUCUACGACGCCGCAUCGACUCCAAGCCCAUUUCUGCUGUACAAGCGUCACUUGGAACCCUCGAGUCGUAUUUUCCUGCUGUUCCAGAGAAAGCUCACCUAUUGGUACUCUCUCCCGAUAUGGAGCUGUCGGCAGGCUACUUUCAAUACUUGAUGUAUGCGAUACUCGAACACCGAUAUUCAUCACAAGAAGCAGGCGAGUCCUUGAUGGGGAUUUCGCUCGAAUUGCCUAUGUUUGCGCCUGAUGCAACGACCAAAUCGCCGUGGGUGGCGCUGAAGAUUUCCGAUGCAUUGGUGUCCUGGCAGGCGCCAAGUUCGAACGCUGGACUGUAUUUCGGAGACAAAUGGGUGGAAAUGCACUGGUUUCUCACGCAAAGGCUUUUGGCGGACCCAGAACUGGUCAAGAAGAGUCGUGCAUCUCCAGUCCUUUCACAUGAUUAUCCCGGUUGGCUCCAUUUCGCCCUCGAACUGAUGCAAGCGAGGAACUACUACAUGCUGUAUCCCCGGUUUAUACAGAGUGGAAACGAGGUGAUGGCGACCUUACACAAGGAACUUGCUCACCGGCCUGAGGAAUAUGGGGAGGUUGACAAGAAAUCUUUGGGGAAUGCCGGAGAGCAGUCUUCGGGUAUGCUCUCUGAAGGUAUUCUCACGGCUGAUAAGGAGGUGAAACGAUUAUUGCAACAGGAACGCAGAUUAUCGGCUGAUUCACUGGUGAUGUCACUUCUCGAUACCAGUCGAUCCAAAGGGCAGGAAAAGGGGAGCCAGACGAACGACAUACCUAUGAUAUCCUUUUAUGGUGAACAAAUGGCGGCAAGCGAAUCGGUGAAAGAUUCGUGGAAAUUUGCAGCCGAAUUUGCUCGUGAUGUUGCAGGUUGUUCGAGUCAGUUGGCGGAAGAAAAGGAUCAGACUCCCAGCAUUGAGUCUUUGUUUUGUCUCUCCGCCAGUUGA